UAAAACAUAAUGUUAUGGUUGGAAAUUUGACCGUCCUCUGAGCGGAGUUCCCAGACGCCCUUCAGCCGACAGAAAGAAACAAAGACCGCUCUUUUCGCCCAAGACAGACACAAGCCUAACGUGAAACCAUGGCAGGGACGAUUGCACGGAAAGCUAUUGACCACUUGAAGAGCAAGGAGUUCAGAGAGUACUUGAUGAGCACACAUUUCUGGGGUCCUGUAGCAAACUGGGGUCUUCCUAUCGCUGCCAUCACAGAUAUGAAGAAGAGCCCUGAAAUUAUCAGUGGCAGAAUGACCUUUGCUCUGUGCUGUUAUUCGCUGCUGUUCAUGAGGUUUGCCUACAAAGUGCAACCCCGCAACUGGCUACUGUUCGCUUGCCAUUUGACCAAUGAGUCAGCCCAACUGAUCCAGGGUAGCCGUCUCAUCAAAUACAACAUGGAGAAGAAGAUGGGCUCUUAGUCCCUGAUGCAGAUGGACUCCAGAGUGGCACUGUGCUGCUUCAACUCUCACCUAAACCUUGAAAUCUUGUCUCUGAACUUAUCUAAUUAGUAAACUGCUGCACUUCCGUUCUUUUUAGUAAAUAGCAAACAAACUUGAUAUUAUCAUGAUUUGUACCUUAUGUUUCAGCCACUUUACUAAAAACAGGGAUAAAAACUGAUGCUUUGCUCUAUAAAUUAAGGUCAAUUGGUGUGAAUUAUUUGUGUUCUUUUUUGGCAACAUUCAACAUGAUGCACUAAAAUAUAAUUUGGAAGAAUAGACACAAGUCUAAGCAGCCUGACAGUAAGAUGUCUUGCACCCAGGAUCUGCUUUCUUUAACUUUUAAACAAAACGAACCAUUAUUUGUCUAAUUUUGGCAAACUUGAGGUCACGCUGUUCAAAUAUGUCCUCACAAUAUUUUUUUUUUGUGUGUGUGUGUUAAAUUCAAAACACACAGGGGUUAAGCUGUUUGUCUUUUGAGUUAGAAAUUAUUCUGUAAAUUGUAUAUAUGAGUAUAUCUGUGGGAAACUUGUCAAACUAGUCUCCCACAAGUGUCAAAAGACAUUCAAAUAAAUGUUUAAAACAAAAUCAAUAGUUGCAUCUUUUCAUGUGGUGAAACUGUCCACGUUAUAAAGCAGUACAAUCAUGGUACAAACUCAGACUGGCUAGGUUAUCAUCUGGCAUGACCAGACAAGAGGAGCUGCUGCUUCUGCCGGUGCUUUUCAAACAUGCACUGUGUGUUAUCAUGUGUCAUUCCCAUUAAUUUAUUGUCACUGUAUAAUUCACAUUAUUUUCCCUGAUUAAUAUUUGGAUUCUAUAAGUUUGUUAAAAUAAACUGACUAUGACAAAAUUGA
Oreochromis aureus is the source of this 1330-nucleotide messenger RNA. It is a transcript of the gene mpc1, whose product is annotated as mitochondrial pyruvate carrier 1. The transcript is spliced from 5 exons. NCBI's taxonomy places the organism in Eukaryota, Metazoa, Chordata, Actinopteri, Cichliformes, Cichlidae. Gene Ontology annotation, biological process: pyruvate import into mitochondria. The record is from RefSeq and is a predicted model, not a curated record. Gene Ontology annotation, cellular component: mitochondrial inner membrane. The coding region runs from base 129 to 458 and encodes 109 amino acids.